Molecule: messenger RNA, 3930 nt
Organism: Apis cerana (Asiatic honeybee)
Lineage: Eukaryota; Metazoa; Arthropoda; Insecta; Hymenoptera; Apidae
Gene: lili
Product: LMBR1-like protein lilipod
Biological process (GO): signal transduction
Cellular component (GO): plasma membrane
Molecular function (GO): transmembrane signaling receptor activity
Source: RefSeq, a predicted model, not a curated record
CACAUCGUGUUAAAUUUGAAUCUUAACGAAUGAAAAGUGGAGGGAAAUAUUAAAUCGUGUAAGUUUCAUUUUCAUCUCACAGAGCGCGUAAGUGACCCGAACAUAUAUAGAUGGCGGGUUGUCAUUAAAACAGAAACGAUGCACCAUAUUUAGUAGCCUACUAGCCAUAGUGAAAAAUUGUUGAUUGUAUCUUUUAGUUUUAUAUGAAUAUAAAAACUAAUAAGAGGGGAAAUGUGAUCCAUUUUAUAGAGUAAUGGCAACAAUAGCUUCUUGUUCUUAGUUACGAAAAGCAGAAGUUUUUGUCUCAAAGUGAGACAUCGGAUGUCAGUCGUGAAAAUCUGGGCAUGUUGUGUGAAAAGAUUAUUGAUAUAAAAAAAUGUCACUGAUGUCGUCAACAAUACGUUCAAUCCAAAGAAAUUUAUUGACAAAUAGGUGAAGAUGGAAGAUGAAGCUGAUCUUAGAGAGCAAUUAUUUCACAACACAGUACGGGAGAAUAUUAUAUUCCUCCUUCUGUUCCUGAUUCUCUAUGUUUCAAGCUACGCCUUAAUUGCGAAGUUUCGACGAAGAGACCGUGAAGAUUAUUUUUCCGUGGAUGAAGAUGAAGCAACGGUUUACAGAAUCAGUCUUUGGUUAUGUACCGUUGCUCUGGCGGUUUCUGUUGGAGCAACCUUGCUGCUUCCGGUUUCGAUUGCAAGCAACGAAGUGUUGAUAUUAUAUCCGAACAGUUAUUAUGUUAAGUGGCUCAAUAGCUCACUUAUACAAGGUCUAUGGAAUCAUGUAUUCCUCUUUUCAAAUUUAUCUCUCUUCGUAUUUUUACCGUUUGCAUAUUUAUUCACUGAAUCAGAAGGAUUUAUUGGAUAUAGAAAGGGUUUAAUGGCUAGAGUUUAUGAAACUGUGACAGUUCUUUGUUUAUUGGGAACACUUGUAUUAGGAAUGACAUAUGUUUUAUCAGCACUAAUAGAUUAUCAGAAAUCUAGCCUACACACAUUGCUCAAUUUAUGGAGUUACUAUUUGCCUUUUCUUUACUCUUGCGUUUCUUUUGUUGGAGUUGUUAUGUUAUUGCUAUGUACACCAAUGGGAUUUGUACAAUUAUUCGGAGUAGUUGGCUCAUUUCUCGUAAAACCACAGUUCCUAAAAAAUUUAGAUGAAGAAUUCUCUGCAUAUAGAUUAGAGGAAGAUUGUAUUCGUAGAAGAUUACAACAUGCGAAAGCGACGGGGAAAUCAUAUGUUUCGCCAGUGCCUAUGUCGAUAUUAACUUGUGGUUUAAUAUUCGAAGAUGAUGAAUUUCUUAAAGCAAAUCCAAACUUAAUGUGCUUAAGAAAUGGUGCUCUCCAGAAUGGAUUAACUCAAUAUUUGAAAAAUAUUCAGAAACGAAGGAAUAUUUUGGAUCAGCAAAGGCGAACGUGGUGGGUUCGACGAACUUUGCUAUAUCCUUUGGCCAUGUUAGUAUUAUUUAUGCUUUCCACUGCCACAGCUUUGUUAGCAGUUCAAAACACAUUAGAAUUGCUGAUUGGUAUUAAAGCAUUACCUUUGAGUACAAGGCAAUUCACUCUAGGUAUCAGCUCAUUAUCGAAAUUAGGUCCUAUUGGAGCCGCAAUUGAAGUGGCAGUAAUUUUGUAUCUAGCUGCUACGAGCGCAAUAGGUUUGUACACACUUCCUGGUGUUAAACGCGUUCGACCUCGACUUCAUUCCACACCUCUUAUUCACCUUAUUGCAAAUUGUGCUCUUCUUCUUGUAUUGAGUUCAGCGUUACCAUUGUUGUCUAGAAUAUUAGGUAUGACGAACUUUGAUUUGCUCGGCGAUUUUGGUCGUAUUGAAUGGCUUGGUAAUUUCAAAUUAGUACUAUUUUAUAAUUUAAUUUUUGCUACGGCAGCGAUUAGUUGUCUAGUAAGGAAAUUUACUUAUUAUAAAUUUAUGGCGACUGUUCGCAAAGAAAUUUAUGCCAGAUUAAGGAGUAGUUUAAUAGGAAUUUUUAAGAAUGACGGUAAGAAAAAUUGUAUAGGAAUAUGUCCUACGAAAGAAGAUUAGACUGACUUCCGUUGUAAAGAGAGAAUAAAAAUUAAUAUUCUACGUUAAAUAAAAAAAUGGAACUUAAAAAUGUGAAUUUUUGUAUUCGCAUAAUGUUAAUAAUAUAGAUGUGUACAACAAUAUGUGUGUGCGAGAGAGAAAAUAUAUCUAAAACUGUUUGGAAUUCCGCAUUUGUAAAAUAUUUUAAUUUUGAUAGCACUUGAUAUUCAUAAAAUGUAUUCAAAUUUAUUUAAGCAAAAUUCAAUUAUAUAUGUUAAAUAUGUUAUCAUAUGUAUAGUCCGUCCAGAGAUGAAUAAUUAUAAAUUAUUGUGUCAAUCGGCAAUACCAAUUAAAACUGUGGUUACACUAGAUGCGAAUUUUUUAUAAAUUAAUAAACAAUUCGCUUAUUCGCUUGCAGUAUAACCAUCUAUAAGAAUACUAUUUAAUUGUUUGUUUUUGUCUAUUACGAUUGUAGAUAUUAUGCCUAUUCCUAUGUCAAUGCCUAUGAUUUUUAAAUUCGAUAUAUAAUUUUCAAUUAUAGGCAAUAAAAUUUUAAAUUAUAAGCAAUAAAAAUUAUUGAUUAGCUUUUAUAAAUGUAUAUUAUAAUUUAAUAAUUUAUAAUUUAGAAUAUAUUUGCUUUCUAAUUUAUUAUUACGAAAUUAUUGAUUAAUUUGAAUAAACUUUAACAUUUUAGAUAAAAAUUAUUGUCAACUAUUUAAAAUCUUAUAGUAAUAUGCAUUUUCUUGCAUAUAUCUUAACUUGCUUGUUCCAGUUUUCAGAAUAUUUAUAGUUUUUUUCAUUUAUGAAUGUUUUUACUGAUUUUAUAAACACAUUCUCUGAACAGACCAUACAUAACAUUUUGUGCGUGUAUAUUGUGCGUAUAUGUAUAUGUGUGUAUGUGUACAAUCAUUUAAUCACAAUUAAUUAUUUAUUAUACAAUCACUAUUUUAAUAAUUAUUUACUCAAAAUAUACAUACCAAUCUUGUAUAAGAAACUUUACUUAGUAUAUGAACUCAAAAUAAAGACAACGCAAUAUUGUGAUAAAGACACAUAUGUAGAAGUGUCUACGAAAUAAAAGAAUUCUCAAUAUAGAAUUUUUUACUCUAUUAUUAUUAGAAAUGAAAAACAAAUGUUAAAAUUUCUUUUUUUAAAUAGUGAUUGUUGUUUAAAUAUAAAUAUUAAAUACAUUAAUUAAGUAUAAAUUAAUGUUUAGAUUACAUUUUUAGAAAUUUCAAUGAUGAAUUUUCAUUCUUUAGAAAAGGAUGUAUAGGCCCUCAAAUAUGCCUAAUUUAAUUCUUCAAUCAAAUAAUAUAAAAAAAAAAUGUAAAAAAUUAUAUUGUACUGUAUUGUAUAAUAGUUUUAAUUUAAUAAUUGCGUUUGAAUGCAUUUUAUCGAUCAAGUAAUUUUUAUGAAAAAUCAUAAGUUUGUUAAAAGUUUUUUAAAUGUAAAUACACUUAUAACAAACAUAAUAUGCAUUUUAAAAUGCACACAGACUGCAUCUAUGAUAACAUUUAAAUUUUAAAAUGUUAUCAUUUUGACUGACUUAUUUUGUUAAUUCAUUACUGAAAUCUAGUGCUUUAAAAUUAUUUAUUUAGCUUAAAAAAUUCUUUUUGUUUCUUAAUUGCGUUUAAUAUUUGAUAAGCAAUGAAAUAAUAUCUUACCCAAAUAUACUAUGUGAUAUGUAUCUUGUCAAAGAGACAAUAUGAUGUUAAGAAAAAGAAAACAGUAAAAAUAUACUCAUUAACUAAUUAUUAACAUAUUUAAUCAGAAUAGUAUCUCAGGAUAUAAAAUAUUGUUUAAUACUUGUUAACAUAUGUAUAUUUCCACAUAUGUGUGGAUUUGUUUAUAAGAUUUGAAUUCUCUAUUGGGAAUUCUUUGUACGCAUAAGUAGAUUCGUAAAUAAAAAAUAAUAAUUUUACAACA